Neohortaea acidophila is the source of this 1194-nucleotide messenger RNA. RefSeq lists its product as uncharacterized. The record is from RefSeq and is a predicted model, not a curated record. The coding region runs from base 1 to 1194 and encodes 397 amino acids. The transcript is spliced from 2 exons. NCBI's taxonomy places the organism in Eukaryota, Fungi, Ascomycota, Dothideomycetes, Mycosphaerellales, Teratosphaeriaceae.
AUGUCGUCUUCUCUAUCCCUCGAGAAACUCGUGGUCCAGCCACCGAUUACGGCCAACUCCAUCAAAAACUUCGAUCAGUCCACUGUGGCCCGCGACGCAGAGGAAACGCGCAUCAUCGUCCAUGCCCGCUUCCCCGAACUCGCCGGGAGGUUCCUCGAACACAAACGAGCGAGAGGCUCUCAACAUGAAAAGUCGCUGUACGCGACAGACAAGACCUUCACCUGGAAAGAUCUCGUCACCCGGUUGAUCGAAAAGCGACCUCUCGUCUUCAUGAACGGCACCGACCACACCAUGCUACGGGAUGGCACGAAGCCGAAGGGAAGAACGACAACCGAGUGGGACCGCAACGGUACUGACGAGCAGCAUCUCAACAAGUACCUCACACUGGAAAAAUACCUGUCCUACGAUGAAAUCAUGCUGGGGUCAUUGAUCGGGGUCAGCAGUCCUUCCUACUUCAUCAACGACGGCAACAGAUAUAACCAAGGGCAGGAGGGCAAGGCUGGAACAUUCCAACCGCGAGGCGUCAUCAUUGGCCUGGUGGGUGCUCGCUUUGAACGUGAUGAUCGGAUGGACUCGGUUUAUAUGCUUGCGAAGGCGGACAACCCACACCAAGACCCUCGACUCACUGGCAUUUUCGAGGACUUCUUUGGGGCCAAGAGGCACCCCGAAGCCGAUUUCGACAGUGGCAUGUACAAGGGCCGGAUUCGAAUCACGGUGGACAUGCUGCUACUGGAAGCGGAUGCUCGCGCGAAGCAAGCAGCCAAAACCGCAUACACAUACGUCGUUGGCCUGGGCCUGGGAGUAUGGCAGUAUCACAACAAACAGGCCGAGUACUACAUCGAUACCUUUGCGACUGCCAUCGAGGAAUUGAGAUUGCCGAACACUUCCACGAUUGAAUUCGCCUGGAUCACUGCGCCGAAAGCAUGUCAGAGCCGAGUUUCACGUGCUGCAGAAAAGAAAGACAUCAAAGUCAUCUUCAGCAAGAGAAACCCCGCCGAGAAGCUUGCCAACGACGAGGAGCUGCUGGUGCUGAGCUAUGCAUGGGAUGGUAAUGCCUUUCCUGGCAAUGAGUACUGGGAAGGCAGUCUGACGGCGAGUGGCGAUCCCGCUGCCGCAUGCAUGAGUACCAUCGGCGAGCUGCACAAUCCGGUGGUCAAUCCCUUCACCAAACGGAUCACUGUCCUGGGAAGGUGA